AAUGUGUAAUAAUGGUGGUUUAUUAACUGUUUAAUAUCUGUGAAAGUGCACAAAUGUGGAAAAAGAAACAAAGCCACUGGACGUAACUUCUCGGGAUCCCCAAAAAAGUCCACUGAAAAAAUCCUUGUAAAUGACCACCAUUUUACUGAGAUUAUAUUUCAUCCCAUAUCAUCUCAAUUCAUUUCAUUUAAUUUCAUCCCAGUUGAUUAGUGUCUCAAAUUAAUCAUUUUCAUUUCAUUUCAGUCCAUAAUAUCAUUUUUCAUAAAAAUAUGAAUAAUAUAAAUUAAAAUAAGACAUGACUUAAAGAUCUCAGUUACCAGGUCAUAAAAUUCCUUAAAAGCUAAACCCAGCUGAUGCUUGCGGUUUGAAGAUUUUUGUGUUAAAACACAGCGUACACUACAAUAAAUAUAACAAAAUAGUAUUUUAUCUGGUGACAACUUAAUUCUAUACAUUACCACCAUGGGGCAAAUUAUGGGAGGAUAUCAUGCUCGCUCUGUGGACCUGAAUUCAGACGAUAAUCCUACUUUUGACCCUCAAGCUGGAUUUCAAUACGAAAGAAAACAACGAGAAAUGAUUGCUAAGGAAGAAGAUCUUAUUUCGGCUCGUAUACCCAAUAAAUAUAGAGACUACUGCGCUCACUAUUUACUGGACUAUCAAGUUUGUCGCUAUAAAGAAAUGCCGCUUCUUUAUCGAUGCGCCCAUGAGAAACACAAUUAUUUGAAUUGCGAACAACAAGAUUACGUUUUACGUAUGAAGGAAUUUGAACGGGAACGUCGCCUUAGAGUACGGGAAAAUCGGAUUAGUGCUACUGCCUAAAUCAUUGAAGACAAGUGUAGUUAAUGGUGUUAAAUAUGUAAAUAAAAUCGAUCAGAUUUC
Molecule: messenger RNA, 876 nt
Organism: Bombyx mori (domestic silkworm)
Lineage: Eukaryota; Metazoa; Arthropoda; Insecta; Lepidoptera; Bombycidae
Gene: ND-B18
Product: NADH dehydrogenase [ubiquinone] 1 beta subcomplex subunit 7
Exons: 3
Coding region: 460-816 (118 amino acids)
Cellular component (GO): mitochondrion
Source: RefSeq, a predicted model, not a curated record